Messenger RNA from Aedes aegypti (yellow fever mosquito), 1104 nucleotides. RefSeq lists its product as uncharacterized. Lineage: Eukaryota; Metazoa; Arthropoda; Insecta; Diptera; Culicidae. The transcript is spliced from 2 exons. The record is from RefSeq and is a predicted model, not a curated record. Bases 501 to 1022 code for a protein of 173 amino acids.
CGCCAUCGAUGCCACAAUCGCAAACACAGUUAUCACCCACGAAGCUUCCAUCACAGCCGCAGUAGUUGCACAGUACCAGGCACGAUGCAUUCUUCUGCAGAUUGUUUCCACCCUCGAUAAUAUCGGAAGAGUUCGUCAGACUGUUGCGCAAACUGCUCUCCGCUGCGCUGGUCACGAACACGAGUAGCACCCCGAGACCCAACAUCGAAAUCAGGUACUUCAUAUCGUCGUUUUUAUCUUCGCACAGCUUCUUCAAACUAUGGAAAGCACCAAGAUGUCACGCUGCUUCUCCGGGCGGGUGGAAGUUAUAUAUCUUUUAAAAGAGCGUUUCCCAAAGAUCCAGCAGUUCAGUUUUAGCUGACCCAUCAACAACGGCGGCUGCUGAGUGAGGUCUUUCCGAUUGUUGUGAAAACAUCUUCGCAGUGCAACAGCUGGUGGGUUGCAACUUUCUGAACUGCGUAGACGCAUGACCAGAGGUCCUUCAGUGUAGUUGCGAAAUCAUGGGAAAACUGUGGCCGUGGUUUGUAAUGAUGUGUGGACUAGUGUUAGUUUCUGGGACCACUGAGUCGACCGACCAUGCCGAAAAUGACCAAUUUUCACUUAUGGGAGAAGUUCCCAACGAAGGAGUUUGGAGAUUUACUUGUGACGAGUAUUGUUACUACUGUGGAUGCGUUGGACAAUUUCUUCAUGAUGAAAACAAGUGUGUAUGCAGCUGUGAACCAGGAGCUGCGGAUUGGGACUGCCUGGAAGACGUGAAGCAAACGAAGGAAUUUCUCGGUUUGAACUACACUCUGGAAGUACGAGAGAAUGAAUCAAAUCCGGUGGAAGAUACUGCAGAAUCGAAUGUGAGAGUUCAACGUGAGAUCGAUCCCCCUCCUAGGCGUCGUCCGAUGGGUCGCAGGAAUCCCAGACCAAGUCGUGGCGAGCCUCGAGUUUCACCGAACCCUGAGAGACCCAACAGGCGACGUCGUGAGCGUAGACCGUUUCGGCGCCGGGAGCCGUUAGCGCCUACGGAUCCUUAAUUUGAACGGUAUUGGGAAAGUAACGCUUAUGGAAAUCUGCUAAAUGUGAGUCCUGAAUCUGUUCAAGUAGAAAUCCAUAUUU